Messenger RNA from Geodia barretti, 333 nucleotides. The record is from the annotation of a GenBank genome assembly. Lineage: Eukaryota; Metazoa; Porifera; Demospongiae; Tetractinellida; Geodiidae.
AUGUACUGGAAGGAGAUACCUGUCCAGGUGCAGGGGCAAGACGACUCAAGAACCGUGUCGCGGCCGCUUGACCCAAGGUUCCAAAAGGGAGUGGACGCCGUCGCCAUGUUCGACGGUUCAUCAGGUACCGACGACUACCUGCUGUCUUGGGAGUGGGGCGAGUUCCGCGAGGUGGAAGGGUCUGCGGAGUCUGCGGCUAACAUGGCAGCUGAGUGGCUUAACUGUAGAUUCCCAGAUGACUUCGUCGCCCGGAUUCGGGACGUUCAACGAGAGGGGCAGCGAGACCCAACACCGGGUGCAAUUGACCAUUGGGCAAACAGUGACACCGCGUAG